UUCAAAGCGCGCAAACCAUAAUUUUUUUCGGCAAUUAAAUUUGAUUUGGAAAUUAAAUUUGAUUUUUUCGACGAAAUCGAAAUGGAUUUUGAAUUAGAAUAUCGUUAUGCUUUAGAAUGUGAAUUAAAUUCUGAAUCACAAAGAAAUUGUGAUCAAAUUCGUAAUCAAUUAAUACAACUUGUUGCAUCACAACGAUUGUUGCCAUCGGCUUCAUAUAAUGAACGUUUAAAAGAUUUACUACGUGAAUAUUCAUCGGAAAUCGAUAAGAAAACUGGAUUGAAUACAUUUAUUGAUUCAUCAUUUGAAAUUGUUCAACAUGAAUGUCAUGAACGUGAUGAUUUUUCGGUUGAUAAAUGGCGAAGUACAUUGAAAAAGAAACUUGAUAAUGGUGAUUUAGUACGUAAUAAAUCUUUUGAUAAAAUGAAAGAAAUUUCUGAAAAAUUUCGUAAAUUUAAUCGUGAACGAUUAAUAUCAUUAUUGGUAGAAGAUGAAUCCAAUGAUAAUUCACCAGAACCGAACAAUGAUGAUAUGAAUGAUGAUUCCGAUUCAAAAAACAUUCGACCUUAUUCGAAUCAAAUUCAACAACAACAGCGACAAGCAAUGGUAAAAAGUUCACCAACACGAGUAUCGGGAUUAUUUAGGAAAAAGACCACACAAACAAAUGGUUUUACUCGAGCUUUAUUCACACGAAAUACAACAUCAUCACAAAGUUCAUGUAAUAGCGACGCACAAAGUGAUUGCAAUAGUAUCAGUAGUCAAGAAUCAAACAAAUCUGAACAUCAUUUAAUGCCGAUUGAUACUUUGCCCGUGAUCAAAGAAUCAUUGAAUGAAUGUUAUGAUGAUGAUGAUGAUAGUGAUAAAAAUCAAUCACCAGUUGAAAUUGUAGCUACGAAUAAAAAAUCUGAAUUUAUAACCGGAUUGGAAAUACAUUUGGUCAAUCAAAUUCAAAAUGAUGAAAUACCCAAAGAAAAAGCACAGGAAAUUAUCGAUAAUGUACGAAAAGAAAAAUUGAAUACAUUUAAAGAUCCAAUGGUGGCCGCAACAUCAACAAAUUCAACAUUAAUCAACGAUGAACGAUUAAAAGGAAUCGAACCGAGUAUGAUUGAAUUGAUUCAAAAUGAAAUUAUUGCCAAUCUUGAUAAUACUGAUUGGUCAAAUAUUGCCGGAUUAGAAUAUGCUAAAUCUACAAUUCAACAGGUUGCCAUAUUACCAUUAAAACGACCUGAUCUAUUUACUGGAUUGCGUUCACCACCGAAAGGAAUCUUGUUGUUUGGACCACCCGGUACUGGUAAAACAAUGAUUGGCCGUUGUAUAGCAUCACAAGCUAAGGCUACAUUUUUUUCAAUAACAUCAUCAACAUUAACAUCCAAAUGGAUUGGUGAUGGUGAAAAGACAAUGAAAACAUUGUUUCAAGUUGCUCGAUGUCUUCGACCAUCAGUUAUAUUUAUUGAUGAAAUUGAUUCAUUAUUAACAUCGAGAUCCGAUUCCGAACAUGAAGCAUCAAGACGAAUGAAAACUGAAUUUCUAUCACAAUUUGAUGGUCUUUCGAAUCAAACGAAUGAAGGUUUAUUGGUUAUCGGUACAACAAAUCGACCACAUGAAAUUGAUGAAGCUGUACGAAGACGUUUUGCUGCUCGAUUAUAUGUACCAUUACCAGAUCGGAUGGCUCGUAAACAAAUGUUGUUUAAUAAUUUAAAAAAUGAAAAACAUUCAUUGACCGAUGAACAGAUUGAUAGUAUUGCCGAGCGUACAGAAUCAUUUUCCGGUUCAGAUAUAAAAAUUUUAUGCUGUGAAGCAUCAAUGGUAUCCAUUUCAGAAAUAACUGAUCGUUUAUCAGAUAUCGAUAAAGAAGAAAUCAGGGAAAUUUGUUUCUCGGAUUUUGAACAAGCAUUACAACGUAUAAAACCAAGUUUUUCACGUGAUGAUCUUGGUAUUUAUGAAAGUUGGAAUGAAAAAUAUGGUUCCAAUUGAACAACAACAAAAAAAAUUUAGUUUUUAUAACACAAAGUUUUUUUUAAAAUGUUUAUUCAU
Molecule: messenger RNA, 2031 nt
Organism: Dermatophagoides pteronyssinus (European house dust mite)
Lineage: Eukaryota; Metazoa; Arthropoda; Arachnida; Sarcoptiformes; Pyroglyphidae
Molecular function (GO): ATP hydrolysis activity; ATP binding
Source: RefSeq, a predicted model, not a curated record